AACAUUUUCUGUGUAUUUUAAUUAUUGUCAUGUCAUAAAUUCGUUUCAGUUAUGUAUCAUUCUUAAAUAUUUUCACAAUUUUCAUUCGUUUAUACAUUACACAACUUAGUGAACUGGAGUGAUAUCAGAACGAUACGAUAGACCUGAUGCUGACCCAGUACGUGAGCCUGGCAGGAUCACAACACACUGCUAGUUAACACAACUAGCUUGUUAGCUGUGCGGCUAGGUAAUGUUAGACAGCAAACGUAGCCUCUUUUUGCCUGACAGAGGAGGACAUUUUUGCAUCUUCCUUAGAUGCAUGAAUAGUAUACAACCUUUUCAGCUACCGAAACGUGAAGAUCAUGUUUUGAGGAGAUUAUAGCUACGCCCAGACACUUGCAUCUCUAUUCCCACAUGGGCACCAGUGCGACAUCAUUUGAUUCUGUAUGCAAAUGGAAAACCACAAAUCAGACGUUGCUGUGAUGGAGACAUCAAAUGGAGAAAACCAUCAGCAUGACCUAACACCACUGUCUAGAACGGUUGGUGCUGAUCCUGUGGAAAAUGACACUUGUUUACUGAAGAAAGAAGGGCUUGAGAAGCCAACUGCACUGGAAGAUGUUGUUAAUGGUUCUGUCAAGGUAGAUGAGGUGCCAGGGGGAAAACAAGAGAUACAGAGCCUGGGGCCAAGCGCUGGAGGCAGCGGCCGACCAAAUGGCCCUCUGCCUCCUCUGUUGCCCCCUGCUCCCCAGGGCACCAGCCCCACCGUCAGCCCCCAGUCUGAAGAGCCCCUCCAAGGUGUGGCCGCUUUCCCACCACCCAUGCUAGAGAAGUCUGAGGGAGCUAGUGCUGAGAGCCCUGUUCACAAGGGCGACGCAUUGCAGUCGCUCAGACUGAGUAUGCCUAUGCAGGAGACUGAAUUGUCUGUCAAAGAGCCAUUGCUGGAGAUGGAGAAUGAGGAGAAGAUCCGGCAUGAUGCUCGCAGACGCCUGGAGGAACAGCUCAAACAGUACCGAGUGCAGAGGCACAAGGAGUCGUCUCGUCGCACUACACCAAAAAGCCGCACUGGGUUCAGCACUCUGGACCCAGACCUCAUGAUGCACCCCGAGGCUCUACCCCGGGCCAACACCACCUCCAUGACCACAGAGUAUUCCUUCUUGAGGACCAGCGUUCCCCGAGGCCCAAAGCUGGGAAGCCUGGGCAUCCCGCUGGCCAAGGAGAAGAAGUCACGGUCUGCCCGCCCCAGCAAGAUCCACUCACUGGCUGACUACAAGACCCCUGAGCCAGCAGGGGGCACUACUGGUGAUGGAGGUGGGGUCAGGGCAUCUGCAGACUCCUCCGUGGGCUCCCUGGGGUCCAACCUGAGCUCUGUGUCCACCCUGUCAGAGGUCAGCGUGAUGUCAUCAGAGAUCAACCCCUCGGAGAUGACCUCAUGGGAGGCCCCGCCGGGGUCAUCGGUAUCGUUCCAGGACAACGUCUCGGAGGUUGACGCCGGCAGUGAAUCAGGGAUGGGGUCAAGACCCGGUGGGGAUGGGAACGACAGUGACAGCUCUACCUACAGCAGCGUGUCCACCUCCACUAGGGGUGCCAGGACCCAUGGCCUGCUGGCCGCAGCAGUGAGUAGGCAGAGAGGAGACAACUACACUGUGGAGGGCAGAGAGAUUGCCCCAGAGGCCAUGGGCAACUUCCCGUCACUGCAGGAGGUGCUGCAGGCAGCCAGUGAUGAACAGCGACUGCUGGAGCUAGAGCUGGACAGGGAGGGGACGGGAGAACCACGCAGUCGCAGGGACAGCUUCUCCAGCAGUGUGUCGUUAGAGAGCUCCGUGAUGGGCCAUGAUGAAAUGCUUCAGGUGCUUAAAGAGAAAAUGAGAUUGGAGGGUCAACUAGAGUCUCUGUCUUCUGAGGCCAACCAGGCUUUGAAAGAGAAGACUGAGCUCCAGGCCCAGCUGGCUACUGUCAACGCCCAGCUGCAGGCCCAGUUGGAGCAGGCCCAGGCCAGCCAGGAGAAGCAGAACUCCCUCAACAAGGAGGUCUCCACCCUGCGCCAGAGCUGCACCCAGUUAGAGAGGGCCAUGGUAGAGCUGCAGGGCAACUUGGAGAGCAAGAACGCCGGCCUAGCCUCUCUGGGCAAUGACCUGCAAGUGGCAGAGGAGCAGUAUGUGAGACUCAUGGGGAAAGUGGAGGAGAUGCAACAGAACAUGGCCUCCAGGGAAAACACUGUCCAGGAGUUGCGUCAGCAGAUGGGUGGUCUCCAGAGUCAACUUAAGCAGGUCCAACAGGAGCGCAGCACCCUGCAGAGCCGACUGAACACCUCCCAGGCCGAGAUUGACUCGCUGCAGAAGGUCCGCCAGUGGUACCAGCAGCAGCUUGUGGUGGCCCAGGAGGCUCGGGUCCGGCUCCAGGGUGAAAUGGCCAACAUGCAGGCUGGGCAGAUGAACCAGAUUGGGGUCCUGGAGCACCUGAAGCUGGAGAAUGUCACUCUGUCCCACCAGCUGUCAGAGACCCAGCAUCGAUCCAUCAAAGAGAAGGAGCGCAUUGCUGUACAGCUGCAGAGCAUCGAGGCUGACAUGAUGACUCAGGAGGCUGCCUACCAGCAGAUCCAGGAGGCCAAAAGCAUGGUGGAGGACGACCUCCAACACAAACUGGACCAGUUUGAGGAGGAGCGAGAACACUUACAGAAACUGGCCAACACAGCCAGCUCCCUGGAGAGGGAGUUAGAGCAGAUGAAGUUGACCCUGUCCCAGAAGGACCUGCAGCUCGAGGCCCUUCAGAAAGAGCACCUGGAUCUAAUGAGACAGUUGACAGCCACUCAGGAAAGCCUCCACACCAAAGAGCAGUCAAUCAACCAGCUGGAGGCCCGCUACCUGGAGCUAGAGGCCACGCUUACAGAGCUCCAGACGGAGACCAAUGCCAAGGACGAGUCCAUCCAGUACCUGCAGAAUGAAAAGAUUGUGCUGGAGGUGGCGCUUCAGGCGGCCAGGGCUGAUAAAAGUCAGCUGGACGAAGGGGCGGAGAGGCUGGGGGAGGAGGUGCUGGUGGCCUCGGACAUCCUGGAUCAGCUCAGACAGGAGGUUCAGGUCAAAGCCUCCCAGAUUGAAUCUUUGCAGCAGGAUAAUGGGUCCCUGAAGAAACAAACGCAGAAGUUAAAAGAGCAGUUUAUGCAGCAGAAGGUGAUGGUGGAGGCCUAUAGGCGGGACGCCAGCUCCAAGGAGCAGCUCAUCAGCGAGCUGAAGUCGACCAAGAAGCGCCUGGUGUCGGAGGUGAAGGGGCUGAAGCAGGAGCUGGUGGAUGCCCAGGGGGAGAAGCUGAAGAUUGAGCUGGAGCAAAGCCGUCUGCAGAAGGAGGUGGUCCGGGUCACACAGCAGAUGAACAGCCUGGAGAACCACCUGCAGUCUGUGCAGACCGAGAGGGAUCAGCUAGAGACCCAGAUACAGUCCUUGCAGUUUGACCAGUGCCAGUUAGCAGCCGUGACAGAGGAGAAUGAGGGCCUGAAGAAACAGGUGGAGCAGAUGCAGUCAGAAGCCAAGAAGGCCAUCUCGGAACAGAAGGUGAGAAUGAAGCGUCUGGGGACCGAUUUGACCAGCGCACAGAAGGAGAUGAAGGCCAAGCACAAGGCCUAUGAGAAUGCAGUGGGCAUCCUGAGUCGCAGACUCCAAGAGGCCCUGGCUGACAAGGAGACCACAGAGGCCGAGCUGGUCAAACUCAAAGCCCAGGUCACAGAUGGAGGCAACAACCAGGCCCUGCAGGAUAAGAUCGAGGCUCUGCAGGCUGAGCUCCAGGCCGUCACCCACAGCAAGGCCAUGCUAGAGAAGGAGCUUCAGGAAGUCAUCUCCCUCACCAGUACUGAGCUGGAGGAGUACCAGGAAAAAGUAAUGGAGCUUGAGGAUGAGCUGCAGGAGGCGCGUUGCUUUAAGAGGCGGAUUAGGAGGCUGGAAGAUGCCAAUAAGAAGCUAUCCCUAGAGCUGGAGCAUGAGAGAGGGAAAUUGACAGGACUUGGGCAGUCCCACAAUGCACUGCGGGAGCACUCUAAUAUUUUGGAGACUGCCCUAGCCAAAAGAGAGGCAGACCUGGUCCAGCUCAACCUGCAGGUGCAAGCAGUACUGAAACGCAAGGAGGAGGAAGAUCAGCAAAUGAAACAGCUAGUCCAGACUCUACAGGACGCCUUGGAGAAGGAAAAAGCCAAAGUCAAGGACCUGAAAGAACAGGUGGCAGCAGCCAAAGCAGAGGCUGCUCAUAACAGGAGGCACUACCGGGCAGCCAUGCUGGAGCUGUGUGAGAUCAAGAAGGACCUGCAGGCCAAGGAGGAGCUGGUCAAAGCUUUACACAGCGAAGCACACAAACUGCAGGCUCAGGAUGAGAAACACUCUCAGGAGGUGUCCAGGUUCCAGGAGGAGCUGUCUGAGGCCCACUCCCAGCUCCAGAUUCUCCAGAAACAGCUGAACGAGCAGCUCAGCAAGCAGCCCCUCACCAACCAGGAGGUGGAAGAUCUGAAGUGGGAGGUGGAACAGAGACAGAGAGAGAUUGAGGCCCAGAGACAGCAGCUUGAGAUUGUGGAGCAGUGUAGCCACAGGGAGCUGGACAGCCUGCAGUCAGCUCUACAGGGCAUUAAGGUGGAGCUGGAGUCUGUACAGGAAGAGCUGAGCAGCACCAGGAAGGAUAAGUUCAUGCUGCAGGCCAAGGUAGGGGAGCUGAGGAACAGCAUGAAGACUGUCCUGCUCCAGAACCAGCAGCUCAAACUGGACCUCAAACAGAACCGCCUCCGCAAGCAGAGAAUGGAACCAUCUAACACGUCAACCCCAGUGAAGAUCCCAGCCUGCCCCGGUCCUGCCUCCUUGACCCCAGUGAAGAUUCCAGCCUGCCCCGUGCCUGCCUCCCUGCUGGAUGAGCUGCUCAAGCCCUCCACCUCGGUCAACAAGGAGCCGCUCAAUAACCUGCACAACUGUUUGCGUCAGCUCAAGCAAGAGAUGGACAGCCUUCAGAGGCAGAUGGAGGAGCACACGGUCACUGUACAUGAGUCCAUGACGUCAUGGACUAAUGCAGAGGAGGAACUAGCUCAACUAGGUGUGCUUCAGGACAAUGACUCCACAGCAUCCACGCCUCUUAACCAAGUGGACAGUAAUGGAGGGCUGAAGGUGGAGGCACAGCCAUUAUGAUGCAGCACCAUCUCAGGCAGGCAGACAGACAAAGUGGAGUUUUAUCCACAAGGGCACUUUUAGUUUUUUUACUUCCCUACCUAACCUAUUUUUUCUUUUCCAUUUCUUAUCAAUUGCUGCCAACAUUUGGCAUUAUUAUCUCAUCAGCGCAGACACUGCUUGGGUUAAGUAAUGAAUGCGUAUAUCAUAGCUUUACUCUUUAUUUGGACUGUCUGUAUCUUUCUUAUGGCUGUAACUUCUCAUAUUUAUUUUACUUACAAUUCAGGAAUUGCAAUAUUGAAUCCUAAAUGAGAAAUCCUGUUUUUGUCAUAGGCCCCAUAUGUUUAUUAGCUAGUCUGUAACACAGGCGGUGACAGACACAUCUGAACUGUUCUUCCAUUCCUCUGUGCCUGUGAAUGAGAGGAGCCACUCAUUCCAUCAAUUUGAAUUCCAAAUUUACCCAUAGCCCCCCCCCCCUCUCCUGUAGACCGGAAAUUAUUUCAUGACUGUAAGCAAUAUGGCUAAAUAAAUUCUACCAAGGCUAGGCACUCUAACCAUAUUUCAACAAUUCCUUUAUCUCUGUUCUGUACAACGGUAGGUUGUAGGCUGAGGGUUGGUUUGGGCUUUCGGUAGUCAUCUGAUCAAAUGUUUGUGGUGAAUAACCGUAAAUCUCCUUUCAGAACACCUUCCGUUGUAGUGUGUCGUUAACAGUCAUAUUUGUGUUGGAUUUUGUCUUGUUGAAAGGGUAGUGUUGCCUUUUUAAAGCUUGCUAUUAACAUAUCAUUGUGGGCUCUGCAACUGUGUGGAAACAUGAUUCUUCUCAUUAAUGUAUGAAAUUGGGAGUUUGUAUUCUGGCUUGGACUGUGGUGUGUAUUGCAAAGCCUUAAUAUAGAAUCUUUUUAAAGGACUAAAUGAAUGAAAGUAUUAUUUCUACUGAAAGUCUGUGUGAGCAAGAUGUAAUAUAUGUUAUGUUGUAUGAAUAUGGUGUUUCCAAAUCAAAACUGAAUGGUUUAAUGUUAAAUAUUUGGGUAUUCUCAACUGAUGUUGCACAAUUAAUGAGAGCUUACUGUAACUGACUUUUUGGGAGGGGAUGGUGUAAUAACUUUUAUGCUAAAUGUUACUACUUCUAUGAAUAACAUGCACUCAUGUUUUCAUUUGGUUGAUGUUACUAUAGUUUCAUAUUUACAGAAACUGUUCAUCCUGCUUGUUUAAUUCCUUUGAGUUUGAUUUGCUUUCAAGGGAAACUGUUUAUUCGCAGAGAUAAUAUAUAACAAUAUACAUACUUUUCUGUAUUUUUCUUUCAAAUUACUUUGAUCAUUAAUGAGUAGUGUGAUAAGCAAAAUCAUUUGAGAAUGUAGCUAGCACAUUGUUACAGCUGUAAAUCUUUCCUUCAGACUCCAUCCAGCUGUUACACAGUGAGUAAUGGAAAAUGCUAACUGAGAUUCUACAACUAUUAAUGUUGUUUGCAGUAUGUCUUCAGUAUCAGUCAUGUUUCCACUUGGUGCUGGAGGAAAGAAAAACAGGAAAACAGAUUAAAACGUUUGUGCGUUCUCUUGGUUUUAGCACCACCUGCCGUGCUAGUGCCAUUUAAACAGGCAUUUGUUUGAAGUGAGGAUAAAGGGUAGUUGAAUUAUCUCUGAAGGCGUCUUCCACUACUCAGACCCAUUCAGAUUCUGAUACACAGACUACACUGAGGGCAGAGCAAGACGGUUUCUGCAUGCUUUAUUAAAACAUGUAUGUUGUGAAUAAAAAAAAAUGUUACAGAGGCCAGCUAA
This is a messenger RNA of Esox lucius (northern pike), 6883 nucleotides long. It is a transcript of the gene golga3, whose product is annotated as golgin A3. The record is from RefSeq and is a predicted model, not a curated record. Lineage: Eukaryota; Metazoa; Chordata; Actinopteri; Esociformes; Esocidae. The transcript is spliced from 24 exons. The coding region runs from base 426 to 5129 and encodes 1567 amino acids.